AUGGCCACAUUUGAAAAGGAGAAGCAUGUACGCUACUUUGUGUCCAAUUUGCGCAUGCUACCCACGCCCUACACUGAAACCGAGACCAACCGUAUCACGCUCGGGUUCUUUUGUUUGGCAGCUUUGGAUUUGAUGGGUGAACUUGAGACAGCUUUAUCCGAGCAAGAUAGACUCGAUUGGAUCGAAUGGAUCUAUGCACAACAAGUAUUGCCUACAGCCGAAGAACCAGGUACCAAAUCAAUGUCUUUGGAAUACAAUGUGGCUAACGCUGGAUUUAUGCAUCCAUUAGACUUGAACAAGGCACGCUGUGGAUUUAGAGGAUCAUCUUUCUCAGGUAUACCCUUUGAUCCAAAUGCUACCCAUACCGAGCACAUACCCUAUGAUUCAGCCCAUAUUGCCAAUACCUACACGGCUUUGAUCAAUCUUUUAUUACUUGGGGAUGAUCUUUCUCGUGUCAACCGAGAGGCUAUUGUGGAAUCCAUUCGUCAUUUGCAACAAAAGGAUGGCAGCAUUAUCCCAGCGGAAGGCAGUCUAGAAAAGGAUGCUCGGUUUCUGUUUUGCGCAUGUGCAGUCUCAUACAUGUUGAAUGAUUGGAGUGGACUUGAUUUGGAUCUAUCUCUACAAUAUGCAAAGCGGUUGCAGACCUAUGAAGGCACCUUUGGACAAGCUCCUGAUAAUGAGGCUCAUGGUGGAUCUACAUUUUGUGGUGUUGGCGCUUUGACGUUGAUGGGCAAGCAAGAGGAAGGAAUACUAAGGAAAGAAAAGAUGAUUCGAUGGUGCUUGAAUCAGCAGACAACCGGGUUCGCUGGACGGCCAAACAAGGAUGCUGAUACCUGCUAUUGUUUUUGGAUUGGUGCUGCCCUUGAGAUGUUGGGAGCCUUUGAUAUGGUGAAUCAUUCCAAUUGUCGUGAAUUUUUACUCUCCUGUCAAACCAAAAUUGGAGGAUUUGCAAAAGCCCCAGGAAACUUACCAGAUGUGAUGCAUUCCUACAUGGGUGUAGCUGCUCUCUCUUUGAUGAAGGAACCAGGCAUUGGUCCUAUUGUAGCAUCCAUCAAUGCACCACUCACUGCCAUGGAACGAUUACGCAAUACUCGUUUUCACCAGGAGCCUACGACUUCCCCAUAA
Messenger RNA from Lichtheimia ornata, 1125 nucleotides. RefSeq lists its product as uncharacterized. The transcript is spliced from 8 exons. The record is from RefSeq and is a predicted model, not a curated record. Gene Ontology annotation, cellular component: CAAX-protein geranylgeranyltransferase complex. Gene Ontology annotation, molecular function: CAAX-protein geranylgeranyltransferase activity. Bases 1 to 1125 code for a protein of 374 amino acids. Lineage: Eukaryota; Fungi; Mucoromycota; Mucoromycetes; Mucorales; Lichtheimiaceae. Gene Ontology annotation, biological process: protein geranylgeranylation.